AUGGCCACACACACAGCUCCCGUGCCCGCCGCCGCCGCCCGCUGUUUCGACUUCGACGUGAUAGUCCUGGGCGCCGGCAUCAUGGGUAGCUGCACGGCGCACGCGGCGGUGUCCCGAGGCGCGCGCGUUCUGCUCCUGGAGCGCUUGGACCUGCUGCACGGCCUCGGCUCCUCGCACGGCGAGUCGCGCACCAUCCGCGACGCCUACCCGGACGCGCGGUACCCGCCGAUGGUGCGCCUCGCCAGCCGCCUCUGGGCGGACGCUGAGGCCGAGUCCGGCCGCCGCGUGCUCACCCCGACGCCGCUGCUCUUAAUGGGCCCGCGCAGCAACACCUCGGUCAUCGCCGCCGCCAGAAACGCCGGCACGGAGGAGGUGGACGUGGCCGCGAGGUGGGGAGGCGCGUUCCGGCUCCCGGAUGGGUGGGUUGCCGCGGUGAGCGAGCACGGCUCCGGCGUGCUGCACGCGACCGGGGCUGUCAAGAUGUUCCAGGAUCUCGCCGUCCACAAGGGCGCCGUGGUGAGGGACAACGCGGAGGUCGUCGAAAUCAGGAAGGGACCGGAGGGAGGCGUUGCGGUGAGGACAAGCACCGGCGAGGAGUUCCACGGCGCCAAGUGCGUCGUCACGGUGGGCGCAUGGACCCGCAGGCUCAUCAAGUCCGCUGCCGGUGUGGAGCUCCCGAUCCAGCCGCUGCACACGCUGGUCCUGUACUGGCGCAUCAAGCCCGGCCGCGAGGGAGAGCUGACGGCGGAGGCCGGCUUCCCCACGUUCUCGAGCUACUGCGACCCGCUCUACGUGUACAGUACGCCGUCGCUGGAGCGCCCGGGCAUGAUCAAGAUCAACUAUCACGGCGGACCGCCGUGCGAUCCGGACGACCGGGACUUGGUCUCUGGCGGCGGCGACGUCGUGGAGCGGGUGGCCCGCUGGAUUGACGAGUUCAUGCCUGGACACGUGGAGACCGCCGGCGGGCCGGUGGACCAGCUGCCGUGCAUGUACUCCAUGACGCCGGAUGAGGACUUCGUGAUCGACUUCCUCGGAGGAGAGUUCGGGCAGGAUGUCGUGGUCGGGGCUGGGUUCUCUGGGCAUGGCUUCAAGAUGGGUCCGGCGGUGGGGAUGAUCCUGGCAGAGAUGGCUUUGGACGGCGAGGCGAGGACUGCGGCGGAGGCCGGCGUGGAGCUCGGCCACUUCAGGAUCAAUCGGUUCGAGGGUAACCCCAUGGGGAAUGCCAAGGAUCAGUAA
Miscanthus lutarioriparius is the source of this 1236-nucleotide messenger RNA. NCBI's taxonomy places the organism in Eukaryota, Viridiplantae, Streptophyta, Magnoliopsida, Poales, Poaceae. The record is from the annotation of a GenBank genome assembly.